Parascedosporium putredinis is the source of this 1782-nucleotide messenger RNA. The record is from the annotation of a GenBank genome assembly. Lineage: Eukaryota; Fungi; Ascomycota; Sordariomycetes; Microascales; Microascaceae.
AUGCAGCUCCGUCGCAUCGUGGCCGACAUCCGCCAGGUCGACCCUGUAGCCUACGAUUUCACCUAUACCGACACCGAUGGUCUGGGUGAAGAAAUCGAUGAGUGGUUCGUCUACAUGAUGUGGCAGUGGAUCCGCCUCAAUGGCAUUCAAAAGACAUUCGAGUGGCAGUGGCAAGAGGAAAACGGCGGCGGGCCCCGGGCUGCGGACGUCCGGUGGGAAGAUGUGAGCGAGCGGAAGCGGACCGGCUUCGUGCGCGCCGCCGUUGAGGCGCUGGCUGCCGCGGGCGACGCAGACGACGAUGUAUCGGAUCGCCUGACGCAUAUUGGCAAGAUUGCCUACGUCGUGCUCGGCCGCUGGGGGAUACAGCCGGACGACACACAGACUCCAGGCCACACGGAGCUUCAAAUGGCUCAAGAAGAGCUUCUUAACCUGAUGACCAUCAUGUACAUGGCCAUGCAACUAGCAAUCAGCCGAUCGGGCGAGCUUCAGGAAACCAGGAAGCAGCUCCGCGCGCUAAGCCCGAGCCUCCCUAACUUCAUGCUCCUUGCGACUUCGAGGCUUAGAUGGGAUGACGCCGGAUUUUUGCCGCAGCCUCAGAUGUUUCUUCUACUUUGGAAGUCCCUCCUGCUCAUUUUUGGUGGCACCGAGGAGCUCGUGGCGGCCAAGAGGGAAACGCGCGAGACCCCGGAGGAUGGUAAGGAAAAGGACAUUAUUACGGCGUCCCCCUUGACUACCACGCUAUCCGUCAAGUCACCAGAGCAGUGGGGCCUCCAUCCUCCACCAACCCGUACAUAUCGCAACGCCUGUGCCAUCCCCACCGCCCUCGCCCGCGGCGGGCGGCAAGGGCGGCAAAAAGCAAAACUACCAGACGAACCAAAACUUCCCUUCCUCUACCCGCCCCUGGACUCAACAAGCAAUACGGCCGGUGGUAAGGACCCCGCGGGCAUCCAGAGCCUGCUUCUCCACCGCAAGUGGGAGGGCAGCGACAUCCCCGCGUCGAUCCUCGAAGCUGGUGACAUCUUUUCCCGCCGUGUGAGAAUGACACGCGCCGCCCGCCAGCUCUGGGAUGAGCGCGAGGCCUUCAUCAAAUUCGACCGCGGCUGGGAGCCUGACCAAGAAGACGAUGACGACGAUGACGACGACGACGAUAUCGAGGAGCUAUUUUUGGAUGAGCUGAGCGAGGAGGAGCGGAAGGAGAUUGAGGCUCUAAGGAAAGGCUACAGGGAGAAGCCGCCACCGCCAGAUCGCUUGGUCGAUCUAGGACCUAAGAAGAACGUAAGCAAGGAGGUAGAGAGGCAGCUAAACGCGGUUGAGGAUUUCUAUCGCGAGAGUCUACCCAACUUGCAAUCACUCGUCAUCGUUCUCCUCAAAGCAAUUCUGGUUAAUAUCACAGCAGUCAUAGUGCAGGGUCCGGCGAACCAGCAGCACCCUGGCAUGGCCAACCGAGGUCCCAACGGCCAUAUUAACGGCGUAGGGCAGGCGCAGGGCCCCGGCUCUAACGGGUCCCCUGCGCCGGCGCUGUCGAUCGAAGAUAUUGACGCCGCCCGAACGCGGGAGAUUACUGCCAAGGCGGCAACGGGAAUUCUCUUGCUUACCCUAAAGUGGUUCAAAGUUUCUCAUGUCCUCAAGUUUGAGUACCUCACGCAACUCCUUUUGGAUUCUAACUACAUCCCUCUCGUGCUCAAACUUUUGCACAUCAGGAUAUCCAACAAGUUGUGGAUAGUAAGACAGACCGGGUUGAGCAUAGCUUCUUCCGAUUCUGUAAUCUACGCUCGAGGCUAA